Cryptomeria japonica (Japanese cedar) is the source of this 3278-nucleotide messenger RNA. RefSeq names its product probable LRR receptor-like serine/threonine-protein kinase At1g67720. Gene Ontology annotation, molecular function: ATP binding; protein kinase activity; protein binding. Gene Ontology annotation, biological process: protein phosphorylation. The transcript has 13 exons. The record is from RefSeq and is a predicted model, not a curated record. NCBI's taxonomy places the organism in Eukaryota, Viridiplantae, Streptophyta, Pinopsida, Cupressales, Cupressaceae. The coding region runs from base 1333 to 2196 and encodes 287 amino acids.
GAAAUAUUGAGGAUCGCUGCGAAAAGAGGUUGCAUUCUAAUUCUCUUAACCACUAUUGUUGCGGAAACUGGUGAAUGAAGAUGCAGAAGCCUAUUCUCUGUCUCACCGCCAACAUCCUUGUGCUCUUUGUCUCAGUUGCAGCUCAGCCAGGAUUCCUCAAUAUUGACUGUGGCGGGAGAAAGAAUUCGACAGACCCAGAGACGAAUAUUACCUGGAUUGUGGACGCCAACUAUGUAGAUGUUGGCCAAACAGUAAAUUUCUCUGUCCCAAAUACACCAUUCCACAUGCAAUCUAUGCGUCUUUUCCCAAAACCUCUAAAUAAGUCUUGUUACCGGCUGCCUGUGAAUCCGAACGUCAACUAUCUCUUAAGGCUUUGGUUUCUUUUUGAUUACUAUGAUCAAUCCACUAAUCUUCCGAGCUUUAAUGUCUCCUUCGAGACGGAAGGACUGCUUACUCAAAAGAUUCAGGCAAUUAAAUCUGCGCAAGAUAUAGAGUGGACAAGUGAAAAGAUCUUGAGGAGUCCUAACGGGGUUCUUUACGUUUGCUUGAUUCGAACUUCCGAUGACAGCGAUCCUUUCGUCUCUGCAAUCCAGUUGCGAAGUCUCUUGAGUGGGAUGUACGCUCUGUAAGUGAAACCGGGGACAAUGUUGAGCACAGUGACCAGACGUGAUCUUGGUGUUAACUCAACCGACCUUGUCAGGUAUCCUCAGGAUGAAUUUGAUCGCUUUUGGACGACAGAAAAAGGUGUAGAUUUAGAUAACAACACUCUACCAAUAUUAUCCAGCCGUUCAGUGAAUUUCAACGAUAAAAAUAACAGCAGCAAUGUUCCUCCAACCUUUGUAUUGCAGUCAGCGCUAACUGUAAAACCCUCUACAGAGCCUUUGGUUUUCGGUCUGGAAAGGCAAUACAUUAAAAUUUUAGUUGUACUAUACUUUGCAGAGAUCGAGGUCCUAAAUUCUUCUGAAUAUAGAAAAUUCAAAAUUCUGAUAAAUAAUAUAGCAGUUAGCAAUAUAACCUUGGACGUGAAAAAUAAUAUUGUACAAGUGCCACUGACAUACGACAGAGGAGCAGGUAGAGUUUUCUCUGCAGACUAUCCAAGAUGAGCAAGGUAAAUCUAACCGCGGACCACUGCUUAACGGUUUAGAGUAUUAUAAAAUAAUCGACAGCGAGACCGCAACUGAUGCAGGCGAUGGUAAGAUUGAUAUGUUAAUUACAUUUCUAUGUUUGAGAUUAUAUUAUUAUUUGCGUUAUACUAUUGGCGAUAGUAGAUCGAUGCUUGAAUGUAUUUGACCUGCAGUUAGUGGGCUUUUCUCCAUUAAAACCGCUUUUGGCAUGAAGGAAUGGAUAUCCGAUCCUUGCUUUUCUAUUCCCUGGAACGGAAUCAAGUGCAACAAAAACUACACGGUUAGAGUUGUAGAAAUCGAUCUGUCGGGAAGGAAUCUGUCUGGACCUGUACCAAAUAGUAUCAAGGAGUUAACUGAAUUGAGAAGCAUUUCUUUCCAGGACAACCAUUUAUCGGUAAUCUUACCAGAUUUUUGCAAGUUAGCAAGAUUGGAAAUACUGCGACUUCAAAAUAAUAAUCUUAGUGGUAUCAUCCCGGACUGUCUGUCCGAAUUGAAAAACUUGAAGGAAGUAAAUUUAGAGAACAAUAACCUUAGCGGAGUUGUUCCCGAAGGGCUUUUGCGUAAUAGAUUGUUCGACAUUAGGUACUCUGGGAAUCCGAAUCUUUGCAAAGAUGGCAAUCAAUGCCACUCCAAGGAUAAAAACAUUAGGAUUAUUGUUGUAUCAGCCAUAGCUGCUCUCGUCGGGUGUUCACUUGUGUUAUCAGUCAUUAUGUACCGACGAAGAAAAUACUUGAAGAAAAAAAAUCAGAUCAAUAAUCAGCCAUUAAAUGCAGGUUUGAUACCGGGCAUGGUACUAAACCCUUUGAGCUGCUGUUCAUUCAGUCUGCUGGAUAUGAAAACAGCCACAAACAAUUUCGGCCAAAAGAUCGGACAGGGCGGUUUCGGAAGUGUUUACUUUGGCAAGUUAGCUGAUGGAAAAGAUGUGGCUGUAAAGCUGCUCUCCUCCUCCUCAAAACAAGGACUGGCAGAGUUCUUAAACGAGAUCAAUCCCCUUUCUAGAGUGCAUCACAAAAAUUUGGUGUCUCUGAGUGGCUACUGCAACGAGUCCCAAAGAACUUAUGCUUGUGUAUGAACAUAUGUGUGGAGGAUCACUGAAGGACCUCUACGGUAGGAUAAUUCUUCAUAAGCAAAACAUGCAUAUCAGUGUAAGACACAUAACUCAUGUCUAUGUCAUCCUCCAGGCUCUCUAUCAAACAUUUCGACACUCGAUUGGAAAACUAGACUUGGAAUAGCUCUAGACGCGGCACAAGGGCUCGAAUACCUGCUUGUAAGCUGCACACCAAAAAUCGUUCAUAGAGAUGUGAAGAGCUCAAAUAUCCUUCUCGACAGCAAUCUGCGGGCGAAAAUGGCAGAUUUUGGUCUUUCAAAAAUAAUUGGCGAUGACAUAAUGUCCAGUCAUAUAACCACAAACAUAAAAGGAACAGUGGGAUACUUAGACCCAGAGUACUUUCAUACGAACAAGUUAACAGAGAGAAGCGAUGUGUAUAGCUUUGGAGUGGUUUUGUUGGAGAUGAUAUGCGGGAGAAAAGCAAUUGAUCCAGAGCUAUGUGAAGAAGAGCUAAGCCUUUUGAAAUGGGUAAUGCUACAUGUCGAGGGGAGCGAAGAUUAUGGUGGUCCAUUGAUAGCCAUCAUAGACAAAAAGAUGUGCAUGUAUGAAAUCGACAUGAAAUCUCUCUAUCCCAUAUUUACUCUGUCGCUUAAAUGCAUUCAGAAUGAAGCAUCCAAGAGGCCGACCAUAACUGACAUAGUAAAGCAGAUAAAAGAAGCCAUGGAUAUGAUUAAGUCCGAAUCUUCGAGUGAAGAGAUAAACGAGCCUCGAUACUCCGCAGAAUAUAGCUACAGCCUACUUGACGUUGGUAGAUAACAGCAAACGAUAUAGCACCCAAUCUCACGUCAACCAUUCCAUAACAAUCUAAAAAUUGCAUGGCUGUGAUAUCAAAUAUUUAUAAGUAGGGCAGGACAUUUUCGGUAAAAGCACCGGUUUUAUAAUUAGUUUUCCGGUAAAAUGUAAACGUCGCUCCAGUGCUUUUAAGUAAUCAAUGAUUUCAACUUUAUUAUAUGUAUUAAUUACUAGCAGUUGCACGCUUUUGCUAUGCAACGAUAAGUCGAUAGCAUGUUCAGAAUGAAUGAGAAUACAAGUUUGAUUUUUUAUUA